UAGUUGAUGGCAUCGCCUGAAAUUGAUUAUCCCAGGUUAUCCUCGGGUUCUGAAUCUUUUGGUGGAUGCUUUAACAUACGAAUAGAAGGAGAAGACUCGAGACACACUUUGGAUUUUCAUGAAGAUCGAAAGUCUCCAGUUUAUAAUGAACGUAAUAUCCCAGAGCCUCCACCUCCUCCUGGUAAAAUCUGUUCGAAAUCCAUUACUCAUGAAAGAGGACAUGGUAAGUCUGAUAGUGUCCCUAAUGAAACUCGAGAUACAUGGGACAAGCUUUUUAAAGAUGGAUAUGGAGCAGAUGUACAUAUAAGUACCGAUAAUGGAUCAUUUAUUCCUGCUCAUUAUACUCUUUUGAGGAUUGCCUCGCCGAUACUGGGUAAUCUUCUACAGCAAUCCAAAGUAAAAAAUGGUAUCAGAUGCAUAAAGAUUCUUGGGGUUCCCCAUGAUGCUGUCUUUAUAUUCAUUCGCUUCCUCUACUCAGCCUGUUAUGAAGAAAGAGGAAUGAAGACUUUUGUUCUUCAUCUGUUAGUCUUAUCACAUUCUUAUUCAGUACCAUCACUUAAAAGAGUCUGCAUACACCUUUUGGAGCAGGGUUGGUUGAGCCCUGAAAAUGUGAUAGAUGUGCUUCAGUUGGGAAGGAACUGUGAUGUACCACGACUUAUUGUUGUUUGUAUUCGUAUGAUAGUGAGGAACUUCAUAACCAUAGCAUCCUCCGAGGGAUGGGAAGUGAUGAGACGUGCUAACCCUACGCUUGAACAAGAACUUCUAGAAUAUGUUGUUGAUGCAGAUUCGAUAACACAGUAA
Messenger RNA from Solanum verrucosum, 801 nucleotides. Its product is annotated as BTB/POZ and TAZ domain-containing protein 3-like. The transcript is spliced from 3 exons. Gene Ontology annotation, molecular function: protein binding. The record is from RefSeq and is a predicted model, not a curated record. NCBI's taxonomy places the organism in Eukaryota, Viridiplantae, Streptophyta, Magnoliopsida, Solanales, Solanaceae. Bases 7 to 801 code for a protein of 264 amino acids.